UUUCUUUGGAACCACCACCUAGCCGUCCGCCACAAGCGCGUUCCCCGCACGAGGACACGCGGUGAAACCGAAAUUUGAUUCGUACAGAAGAAAAACAACCAGGGCGCGUCGCGGUUACCAAGAACAAUUUAACAGACCCUAUCUUUUCAACCUCUUAACCAAAAACACUCAACACAACUGAGAAUGGCACCACCUGCUUCAAAAUCUGGCGGGAAAUCCAAACCUGGCGCAGGUAGUGGAGGAGGCAAUGCUCAACAAAAGACGAUGGUUACACGUAGUCAGAAGGCUGGGUUGCAGUUCCCGGUUGGUCGUAUUCACCGAUACCUCAAACAACGUACACAACACAAUGUCCGUAUUGGCGCAAAGGCGGCUGUCUACACCUCCGCGAUACUGGAAUAUCUUACUGCUGAGGUGCUUGAAUUAGCAGGGAAUGCCUCGAAAGAUCUCCGCGUAAAACGUAUAACACCUCGACACUUACAACUCGCCAUUCGUGGAGACGAAGAACUUGAUACUCUAGUUCGUGCGACGAUUGCUGGCGGAGGUGUUCUUCCUUUCAUUCACAAGAGCUUAACGGGACCCAUGAAAGCCCCACCGAAGAAGCUUGGAGAACCUGUUGCAGCAUGAGCACUGUCUGUAGGGGCCGUCUUUCCUAACUGUCACACCUAUCCUUAUUUUUCCCUGAUUACCUUUGUCUUUACCUCCGUAUGCUUCCCGUCUGUACUAGUACUGUGAAAAUACCAUAUUUAGUUAGAUUUU
This is a messenger RNA of Marasmius oreades (fairy-ring Marasmius), 756 nucleotides long. RefSeq names its product histone H2A.Z (gene HTZ1). Bases 184 to 624 code for a protein of 146 amino acids. Gene Ontology annotation, cellular component: nucleosome. The record is from RefSeq and is a predicted model, not a curated record. The transcript is spliced from 5 exons. Gene Ontology annotation, molecular function: DNA binding; protein heterodimerization activity; structural constituent of chromatin. Lineage: Eukaryota; Fungi; Basidiomycota; Agaricomycetes; Agaricales; Marasmiaceae.